Linum tenue is the source of this 1898-nucleotide messenger RNA. The record is from the annotation of a GenBank genome assembly. NCBI's taxonomy places the organism in Eukaryota, Viridiplantae, Streptophyta, Magnoliopsida, Malpighiales, Linaceae.
CAAAUCGAAAGAAGACAGCACAGAAGGCAUAUAGAGAGUAGAGAGAGAUAGAGAAUGAGCAAGCCAGAGAGAGAGGCUUCCUUCAUCGGCAAAACAUAAAAAAAGGGCGAAGUUUUCUCAGCAACCCACCACCACCAGCACAGUCGAAGAAGAAGACACCACACGGUGGCGCCUGCUCUCCGGCGAAUCGGACAAAGAGGACAAAGCAAAACCCCGAAAUUCACAAUCAUCGCUGACAAUUCUCCAGGUGUUUAUGAGAGUUUGUAAAUGAGAGGUGAGGGGAAUCAGAAUCAUCAGGAGGGAGACGAGUACGAGGACGAGGAAUUGGUGGCGGUGGGUUCCAGAAAUGAUGGACCUUCUUCCAAUAUCUCUACAGCUAACAGCAACAGAACUAACAAUAACAGAGCAGAUGGGAAGAACAGUGACAAGGCUAGUGCUGUGAGAUCUAAACAUUCUGUGACAGAGCAGCGACGGAGGAGCAAGAUCAAUGAUAGGUUUCAGAUACUCAGAGAACUUAUUCCUCAAUGUGAUCAGAAGAGAGAUACGGCUUCCUUUCUAUUAGAGGUGAUUGAAUAUGUCCGAUACUUGCAAGAAAAGGUGCAAAAGUAUGAAGGUUCCUACCAGGGGUUGAGUACUGAGCCGACAAAGUUGAUGCCAUGGGUAAAGCUCUAAGCUUUUUCUGUACAGAGCUCACCUGAAUGUUUCUGCCCACCACCCCAUUUCAGACACUAUACGUUUCUGAUGUUGACUGCUUGCCUUGGCUGCCAUAACAUGUUACGCUGUUAUGUGUCAUUUUACGGAUUUUUUGGCUCGUGGUAUGUGGGCUACCACCACAAUGCUGGUGUGCUCAAUCAUGCACAUUGGUUCUUUUGUCUCUAUGGAUGUCUGGUCUUGUGUGUGCAAAUUUGCUCAUGGAACAUACUUGAGAAAUCAAGAAAAAAGGACAUCUUAAUAUUGGCAUGCUUUAAUAUCCCAAUAAUGGAUACUUCCUGAUUCUGAUUGAACUUCUUUUUAUUCCCCCUACCCUCCCCCUUCUGUUAGUCAUGUGAUGUGUUCACUCCACCUGCUUAGGAUUCCCUUCAAUAAGAGUGAGAAGAUUGACACCUGCUGGUACUCCUUGAAACAGAGAAAUAGUCAUUGGCGUGUUCAAAGUUUUGAAGGUCAUCCACAAGCCAUAAAUAAUGGUUCUGGUUUAGGACCGGUGUUUCCCAGGAAAUUUGAUGAGAAUAACAUUGCUGUUUCCCCCACCAUGCUUGCAAGUGCACAGAAUACUCCUAUGGAACCUGAUCCAUCACAAGAUGCAGCAUGCAACAAAGCCAUGGAUCAGCACCAACCUGACCUAACAAACAAGGGCUUCUCUCUUCCCACCAGGCGCUUGCAAACAACUAUCCCUCUUCAACAAGCAUACUCAGAUCCACAAUCAGUCGAGUGUGGUGUGACUGGAGAUUCGCUGAACCAGGCGGAAGAACUGAGUAUUGAAGGAGGGACAAUCAGCAUCUCCAGUGCCUACUCUGAAGGGUUGCUGAAUGCCUUGACACAAGCUCUACAGACUGCAGGAAUAGAUCUCUCACAAGCAAACAUUUCAGUGCAAAUCGAUCUUGGGAAACGAAGCAACAGAGGGUUGACUUCUGGGACAUCAGCUAAUAAGGAUAUUCAGAACCCUGUUGCCAACCAUCAAUCCACAAUUCAUUUGAGGGAUGUAACUAGUGAAAGAGACUCUGACCACUUCCUGAAGCGCCUGAAAACUUAGUCUUUGCUAGGGUUACUUUUUCUACUGUCCUUUUUUACCCUUUGUAAUGCUUUUUUUUUCCUUUCAUUUUCUUGGUUCUACUGGGAUCAUGGUGAUUCAUUUUAAGGCCUAUUAGGUUAUAUAAAUAUAUUUUUGCUUGUUCCAUGGU